This is a messenger RNA of Colletotrichum truncatum, 2595 nucleotides long. Its product is annotated as transcription factor. Gene Ontology annotation, cellular component: nucleus. NCBI's taxonomy places the organism in Eukaryota, Fungi, Ascomycota, Sordariomycetes, Glomerellales, Glomerellaceae. Gene Ontology annotation, molecular function: zinc ion binding; DNA-binding transcription factor activity, RNA polymerase II-specific; DNA binding. The record is from RefSeq and is a predicted model, not a curated record. Gene Ontology annotation, biological process: regulation of DNA-templated transcription; DNA-templated transcription.
AUGUUUGUGGAGCGUCGCCUUCCCCUUGCUCAUCGUCUUGGGGAGCCCGCGGAUACUCCUUUGAACCCAACGCGCGAGUACUGGUCCUUCGAACAGCGCUCAGCCAUGGCUGCAUCGUCGCACAACCCGUAUCCAAGGUCUCCUAAUCCCUCCACCAGGUCAUAUGAUUCAUCUUCCGUCUCUUCUGCCACCUCUCCGAAGCAGCCAGCCCAGUACAUCCCCCGAGGCUUGAUGAACACAGGGCCAAGGACGACGGCGGCCCCCCCUCCUCAACCGAUAGGCAUUCCGCCUUUACCGCCAGUCAACCAGAGCGCUUUCACGCCGUACACGCCGGUAACUGGGGGCUCAAUGAUGGGGCGUGAUUCAUUGCCUUCAACUGAGUCCGUGGCAAGCACUCCAGGCCCUUCAGCUGCCUCGCUGCCCCCCAUUUCCCAAGCACAAAAAAGAGCGUACAGGCAAAGGCGGAAAGAUCCUAGCUGCGACGCAUGUAGGGAAAGAAAGGUCAAAUGCGACGCUACGGAAACGACUAGCUGCUCAGAAUGUUCGAGCCGUAACGUCAAGUGCCAGUUCACAAAGGAGACGAACAGGAGGAUGUCAUCGAUCAAGCAGGUUCAAGACCUGGAGAAACAGUUGGAGCGUCUCAGAAGGGAGAAUGGCAGCAUGAGAAGAAUGCUCCAGGAGAGGGAUGGAGCAAUGGACGUUGAUCACGAUGGUCUUGAUCAGCUACCUCUUCAGCUUCCAGAAAUUGGUACCGACCCAAAGCGGAGGAAGCGGCCUGCACCGAUGCACGAUUUGGCAAGAGCAAGGUCAAACAUGCGCAUCUUUUCCCGGGGGAUCUGGAAGCCUCCUGCGCAAUAUCGCCAAACGCCUUCGACGCCGUUAUUCGAUCCACCGAGGCCAGAUCUACCCCCAAGGCAGACAACCGACAAGCUUUUGCACGCCUACUACGGCUCUGCGCACACCAUGUUUCCCAUCCUACACUGGCCAACAUUCCAGACGGGAGUCGACGAUCUCUACCGAAUCGGCAAUACCAAGUCAGUACAGCCGGCAUGGCUCUCUGCCUUCUUCGCAGCUCUUGCCUUAGGGAGCCUCUUCAGCCAAGACCCCCAUUCUCAUCGCUCGUACCGAGCAGCCGAAUUGCUGGAGGUUGCCAGAAACAUGAUCGACCCGUGGAACAACGAUUAUGUACUGGACAAUGUACGGGCCAUGGUGCUUGUUACGUUGUGCUUGAACGAACUGAACCAAAAGUCGGCCGCGUGGACCUGGCUGGGAACCGCGGUGCGGGCCGGUCAGGACCUUGGCCUGUACUCGGAGUCUGGACCCUGGCCCGUUAUCGAGGGCGAAAUGCGCCGAAGACUUUGGUGGACCGUUUACAUUUUGGACCGGAGCCUGGCACUCGACCUUGGGCGCCCUGUAUUGAUUGACGAUUCUGACUGCGAUGUAUCGCUCCCAGCAGGUGUCGAUGAUCACUACAUCCACGAAGGCGGCAUAAUGGUGCCCCCUGGUCGAGAACCUCUCAACCAUUCCCUAUUGGCCCUGAUCAAUGUUAUCCGGUCAUAUUCGUCCCUGAUCAAAACAUUGGCCGCCCCGGCUGUUGCCCCGACCAGACUCGCAACGUUCGACCAACACUUUGUGGCCUGUCUUCGAGCCUUCCCACCGGUUUGUGACACUUCCAGCACAGGGCAGAUCGCUCCUCAUCUUCUGAACCCCAUCACCUAUCUGCUGCAUGCCCGUCUCGUGUUGCACCGCCACAAUCUUGCACCAACGAGCCCACCCGAUGUACGACUUGCUGCCAUGGAGCAGUGCACUCACACAGCUCUUGAAACAGCCUCCCUCCUCUCACGCGCUACCCCCAGCCUUGCGGAUGGCGCUACAGCUCUUCUUACGACGCACACAUUCCGCUGUGCCCUCUUCCUCUUGCUCGCAGGCUACUGGGAUCAUGCGACUACUUGCCUACGUGCCCUUGCUUCCAUCGAUGCAAGACGCGAUGUCGCUAUCCCUUGUGGUCGGUUUCUCGCCUUCUUCGUCUCGGCACUGAGCACCAAACGCAGCGAAUAUGCGUCGUUUGUUGCUCGCACAACACCACCAAAACCGUUUGCUCCGCCUCCUCUGCCUCAGAACCGCACUGGCCCCACCCCGUUGCAAGAGGCUCUCCUUCACGAUGAGGAGCUUCUCGCAUAUGUCAGCGCUGAUUUGCAGGCAGCCCCAGACGCUGCCUGGAUCUGGACCGGUGGCGAGAGAGAGGCGAUUCUCUCUCCGACCUCGCCUGUAUCCAUAACGGCUUCUGGCGGUGCGAGUAGCGGUCUCUUUAGUAUGGAGCAGCGGACUGGUCUGAGUGAGGAGGAAAUUAAGGAGUGGGGCGGUUGGGAACGUCUCGAAACAGCCAUUCGCGGAUUGGCAUCAGGUAACUCGACUCCUACACCAACGUCUGCGACUUGGUCCUCCGCCUUGCCUGCUGGAAUCAAGCCCGAAGGCACACCUGCCCCGAUGCUGCCGAGCAUAGUACCUGGUGGCGAGGGAAGCACCGGCAACAGCCCGACAUCGAGCGCUAAGGGACGGCCUCAGGACAGGCUGAGUAUUGCAAACAUCAUCUAG